This is a messenger RNA of Xiphophorus couchianus (Monterrey platyfish), 2080 nucleotides long. It is a transcript of the gene loxl5b, whose product is annotated as lysyl oxidase-like 5b. Gene Ontology annotation, biological process: peptidyl-lysine oxidation; collagen fibril organization. Gene Ontology annotation, molecular function: copper ion binding; protein-lysine 6-oxidase activity. The coding region runs from base 447 to 1724 and encodes 425 amino acids. Lineage: Eukaryota; Metazoa; Chordata; Actinopteri; Cyprinodontiformes; Poeciliidae. The transcript is spliced from 7 exons. The record is from RefSeq and is a predicted model, not a curated record.
UGUUAUAUUUGCAGAUCUGCAACACUUGAGAAAAAAGUACAUGUUUAAUUAUAGAUGCGCAGGUAAAUGUAAGAUAUUAAAAGAUUGGGUGAUUUUCUUCGUGGAAAAUAAUUAGAUUUAAUGGUAGCGUUGGGAUGGCCGGUGUUCACACCUGUGCGUAAAGUUUACUGAACAAACGUCCUCGUGUAACCAAAGUUAACCAUGGCGAGGGAAGGGUUAAUUCAUCGUCAUGGGAGUUUGGCUUUACAAAAGUAACUGGACAAAUUUCCAGAGGCCAGGUCCGUCCCUCCUUUCUGUUCAAGCUGUUAAGUUAUGCUGCUUCCAAGAGUUGGACCCGAGUGCGCAUCUUCGCUUUUCAUCCUCUUCUUCCAGCUUCUCUGCACCUGGUUUCUGAUAACAUAUCAUUUAAACUUGUGCAUUUCUUUUUAUUUUCUCUUAUUUUUGUCAUGGCAGAGUGGUUGGUUUUAUUAUAUCUUUCCCAAGUCCUUCUGCCUUUAGUUUUUGGACAGCAGCGCCCGGCUGGACCCUGGCGGCACCGCAUCCAGUGGGAGAACAACGGGCAGGUUUACAGCUUGAUGAGCACCGGAUCAGAGUACCAGGCUCCGGCUCGGUCUGGCAGCCAGUCCAGAGUUUAUCUGAGCAGGAGGAGGGAGGGCGCUGCCAGCAAUGUGCCGGGUGCGCACAGAGGAGCGCAGGUUGUGAGGUUUACUGACGCACAGCGCUUCAAUUCCUCUUCAUCCGGGAGUUUAAGAGAAUCGUUAAGCAGAAGAGAAGCUGUUGGAGCAUCCAGUAACACAGGAGAGCAGCAGCAGCAACUCCAACAAUUACGCGCAUUGCGGGACGGGAUACUUGUCUCCAGGCAACCCGCGCAUCCAUCAGUUCUGGAAACCGAAUCUGACGCUCCCGCUCCGCUCCCAGUGUCAAGAGUUUAUCUAACAAACGAGGCUGACGGGGACGGCAUGGUCAGCGACGACCCCCGAAAUCCGUUCAAAACGCACAGGAACUCUGUUUUUUACAACAUGUAUCCUGCCAGAGGUAGGUCAGUGGGCCGGACGCGCCACCCGCCCGGCACAGGGUACGGAACCAGGUACUUUCAAAAUGGACUGCCAGACCUCAUUCCAGACCCCUACGCCAUCCAAGCAGGGACUUACGUCCAGCGCAUGCAGAUGUACGCGCUACGCUGUGCUGCAGAGGAAAACUGUUUGUCCAGGUCGGCUUAUGCGCCCAACGUUCGAGACAUCGACUUCAGGGUUCUGUUGCGAUUCCCACAGAAAGUGAAGAACCAAGGAACCGCAGACUUCCUCCCGCUGAAGCCCAGAUAUCAGUGGGACUGGCAUAGCUGUCACCAGCAUUUCCACAGCAUGGACGCCUUCAGUAACUACGACCUGCUGGACAUCAUGACAGGACGUAAAGUGGCUGAGGGACACAAGGCGAGUUUCUGCCUGGAGGACACAGGCUGCGACCCCGGAUUCAGACGACGCUACGCCUGCACGUCUCACACGCAGGGACUGAGUCCAGGCUGCCAUGACACUUACGCCGCCAACAUCGACUGCCAGUGGAUCGACAUCACCGACGUGCCUCCAGGAAAUUACAUCCUACAGGUUACAGUGAAUCCCAAUUUCCACGUCCUGGAAUCAGAUUUCACCAACAACGUUGUGAGGUGUGACGUCAUAUACACAGGCGUCUAUGUUCAGACACGUGGCUGUCGAAUAGCAAGGGCUUAAAUAUUUAUAAACUCCUGCAUCAAGCUGCUGGAUUUCUGCAGCAGAACGUCGCCUCCUGUAUUCUGAAAAAAGCAACUGGUGAAGUUUGUAUUACAGAUUUAAAUGGAAAAAGUUGCAUUUAUUGGUCAUUUCUGUAAAAUAUUGUGAAUGAAACUAGAGAUUUAAUAAGAAUUACUUGAUUAUGCAAACUCAGCAAGUACUGUUGCUUUGAGAAGUAUUGCUUAGUGGCUUUAAAUCUUUGUUUUGUUGUCAUUUCUCGGCUCUGUUCUUGUUGUGCUCUGCUCUGUCCCGUCUGUGUCCGCAGGGUUACUUGUAUAUUUUAACAAUAAAACUCCUGGAAAGUUUUAAAACCAGCA